Molecule: messenger RNA, 2270 nt
Organism: Phlebotomus argentipes
Lineage: Eukaryota; Metazoa; Arthropoda; Insecta; Diptera; Psychodidae
Product: sugar transporter SWEET1
Exons: 3
Coding region: 345-1019 (224 amino acids)
Biological process (GO): carbohydrate transport
Cellular component (GO): membrane
Molecular function (GO): sugar transmembrane transporter activity
Source: RefSeq, a predicted model, not a curated record
AGAUAUCGCGCCUGAGGGCAUUUCUGCUGGCCAGAUGGUGGGGGAGAUAGGUGCUGAUUAGGUCACUUGUCGACGUGGUGGGAGCCCAUUAGGCGGAGGUGCCCUUAAAAGAGCUGCGAAGUAGAUGAAAAUCCAGUCAGUUUGCCUUUGCCUCGUCAUCAGAUCACGUGGCCUGACAGGGUCAAAUUUGAUAGUUGCACACACUCGCAGAGUCAGUGAGUGGAGAAUUGCUGGGCGGCGGUGUCUCUGGAUGUUGCUGGUUGUGAGAUUCUGAACGACAGCACUUGCUUCUCGCGCGUGUCUCAGAGUUCCAAGACAGAGUGUGUUGCGUGUUUGUGAUAGAAAUGGAAGUGAUAUCGAACCUUCUGCAGCCCUAUAAGGGCAUCGUGAGUGCGGCAGCAGGAAUUGCUACGACUGCGCAAUUUUUUAGUGGUGCUUUUGUCUGCAAUGAUAUCAGGAAGGCGGGAAGUGCCGAGAAGUUCCCCUUCCUGCCCUUUAUCGGCGGAACAGUGUUCGGAGUCCUGGGUCUGCAGUACGGCGUGAUUCUGCGGGAUGACACGAUGAUUCCGGUGAACUUAGCCGGUCUGGCCUUGAGCAUCAUCUACGUGUGCUUCUUCUACAACUACACGCCGAAUCAUCUGAAGGGGCGCGUGUGGGCGCAGAUGGGCAUCGCCGGCGCCUUCUCGGCCGCCGUGGUGGCGUACGCCCAGUGGGAGGACGAGAAUCUGGUGGAGACGCGAUUCGGCCUCAUUCUCACCGCCGUGAUGGUGUACAUGAUUUCCGCGCCGCUUUUUGAUCUCGGCACAAUCAUUCGCAAUCAGAGCGUCGAGGGUCUCCCGUUUCCCAUCAUCUUCUCCGGCACGGUGGUGUCCUUCCUGUGGCUGCUGCACGGCUUCAUCAUCCUCAACACCAUCGUCGUGGUGCAGAACCUCUUCUUCUUCACGCUGAGCGCCAUCCAGCUCUCCCUGUUCGCCAUCUAUCCAUCCAAGCCGACGGACAAAGCCAAGAAGGCGCAGUAGAAUGCGACGACGUCGAUUCCAGAGACAAUAACUCGACCAAUCCAGCAGCACUUGUCGGACAAUAACACAUGUGAACAUGUAAUUUCGUCUUCCACGAGAGUGUGCAAAUGCAAAAAGAGCGAGAAAAAAAGCAUGCGAAGCAUGCAAGAGUGAAUUAUUUAAAGCGGAGAAAAGGACGAGAAGAGCUGCAAUUCUCUCUUAGCUUUCAUGUGUGAUCUAUUCAACAAGUUUUACACCAAAAUGACCCUGAAAUAAUGAAAAUGUUAUUGCACAAUGAUUCUUAUUACAUAAUGAUUCAGUGUAUACGAUUAACCUCUUCACUGUCUCGGUGUGUCCACUUGCUGACGAAAAUACGCGAAUGCAAGUGUGGUAAAUUUCCGGUGGGUGGGAAAAUUGCUCAAUCAGCAUUAUUUUUUUAUUCUUCUUCUUUCACAGUCCAAAAUGACUGGCGAACAAGUCAAAAAUGUUGCAUUGUCUGAUUGUAUAGUUUUUAUUCAAUAAAAAAAAAGAGACAAUUAGAUGUUGAAAAACCUCAAAAAAGAGAGAGAAAAAACCUCGGAAAAAACAGACACACUGAUAAGAACAAAUAUUUUUUUUUGUAAUUGGAAUGAAUGCUGGAAGAUUGUAUUAAUUUAUCUGUCUGCUGACAUUCAUCGUUUUUCCCUUCUUCUCAAUGUUGAUUUUACCAUCUCUUAUCUUCUCCUCUAUUGAAUUUAUUGACUAUAAUCUAUUGUUUCUUUUUUCCUCAUUUAUCAAAUAUUUCCAUUAUCAGUUUUGCUUCCUAAGAUGCCUUCUAUUUCCUACAAUUUCUCCAUUACAGAGUUUAGGUAAAAAAAUCACAAUGUACUCUUUUUUUUUUAAAUGUUUUUCUCUCUAGAAAAAUAGAACCAUUGUAUUCCAUUUAUGUGUUUAUUUUUAUUUUUAUAUUUAAUAUAUCCUUGGUUAGAAUAUCCUUCUGUAUCUUUUCUUUUUCAUUAAAAAUCCUCAUUCUUAUGGGGGAAAGUCUUUAGCUUUUUUUUUGUUGCUUUUUGGUUUUAUACUUCAUAAUUCACUUCAAUCUCUCUCGCGAUUAUUGGAUAUGUCCAUGUAAAAAAUAAUAAAUUUCCUUCUCGGAUUCCAUCUCGGAAAGUUUCUUAUACAAAUUGAACAGUGUGAACUUAAAAUGAUAAAAGACUUUGUAAAUUGGUAAAAAUAUCGUGUAGGUAGAAUAUUCCUCUCACUACGUCCGGCGAUGGGCAGAAAUUGGGGCUC